Molecule: messenger RNA, 5365 nt
Organism: Tympanuchus pallidicinctus (lesser prairie-chicken)
Lineage: Eukaryota; Metazoa; Chordata; Aves; Galliformes; Phasianidae
Gene: RRAGD
Product: Ras related GTP binding D
Biological process (GO): cellular response to starvation; cellular response to amino acid stimulus; positive regulation of TOR signaling
Cellular component (GO): lysosome; Gtr1-Gtr2 GTPase complex; nucleus
Molecular function (GO): GTP binding; GTPase activity
Source: RefSeq, a predicted model, not a curated record
GUCGGGCUGCACAGAAUGAUGGCCAGAGGGUCAGCGUUUAAAGCAAUUCGAGAAAGCAAAAGCAGCGCCGGGAGCCCUGGCAAAGAGCUUUCAAACCCUAUAGAAUGCCUAACUGCAAUAAAAAAUGAUCAUUUUUGUCUGCGGCUGCCUGACGCCCCACAGCCACCGCGGCCCCGCGCACCCAGCGGCCCUCCCUUUCCAGAAGCCGCGCCGUCACCACGGACGGCUCCAGGACCCCGCGCUGCGGCAGCCCUCAGACCGCCGCCUCCGGCUUCGCGGCGCCGAGCCCGGGCUCAGCUCGGGGCCGGUAUCGGCAGCGGCGGGGCCCGGCCUGCGCGUCAGGUGACGCGGGUCGCGGCGCCGCGCUCUCCGCCCAGCGGCGAGCGGGGGAAGGGAGCGGCGGCGGCGGCGGCGCGGGGCCGUGUGGCGGCGGCGCGGCACCUGGGCUCCCCCCGAGGCCGCCGGCAGGCAGAGGGGCUCUCGCAGCCUCUCGCAGCCCCGGCGGGGAGCGCGGCCGGCAUGAGCCAGGUGCCGAGGAAGUUGCCCCAGGAGGAGGGGGACGAGGAGGAGGAAGAGGAGGAGGAGAUCGUGGGCUUGGCGGGCUACGCCGACGGGGCCGAGUCCUUCUCGGACGGGGACGCGGAGAGCGGCGGCGAUGAGGCGUUUUUGGAUUUCAAUGAUCCCUUCAGUACUGAAGUUAAGCCACGAAUCCUGCUCAUGGGUUUGAGAAGAAGUGGGAAGUCUUCCAUUCAGAAAGUUGUCUUUCACAAAAUGUCACCAAAUGAGACCCUCUUCUUGGAAAGCACAAACAAAAUCUGCAGAGAGGAUGUAUCCAACAGCUCCUUUGUCAACUUUCAGAUAUGGGAUUUUCCUGGGCAGAUUGACUUCUUUGACCCCACAUUUGACUAUGAGAUGAUUUUCAGAGGCACUGGAGCACUAAUAUUUGUUAUUGACUCUCAGGAUGAUUAUAUGGAAGCAUUAGCUCGGCUGCAUCUUACUGUGACCAGAGCAUAUAAAGUGAAUCCAGACAUCAACUUUGAAAUCUUUAUCCAUAAAGUGGAUGGCUUAUCUGACGAUCACAAGAUUGAAACACAAAGAGAUAUUCACCAGAGGGCAAAUGAUGACCUUGCAGAUGCUGGAUUGGAGAAAAUUCAUCUCAGCUUUUAUCUGACAAGCAUAUAUGAUCAUUCUAUAUUUGAAGCAUUUAGCAAAGUGGUACAGAAACUGAUUCCACAGCUCCCAACACUGGAAAAUCUGCUUAACAUCUUUAUUUCAAAUUCUGGGAUUGAGAAAGCAUUUUUAUUUGAUGUAGUAAGUAAGAUCUAUAUUGCAACGGACAGCACUCCAGUGGAUAUGCAAACUUACGAGCUCUGCUGUGAUAUGAUAGAUGUUGUGAUUGACAUUUCUUGUAUAUAUGGGCUUAAAGAUGAUGGCACUGGAACUCCGUAUGACAAAGAAUCAAUGGCAAUCAUAAAACUGAACAAUACAACUGUCCUUUAUUUAAAAGAAGUAACAAAAUUCCUUGCUCUUGUUUGCUUUGUGAGAGAAGAAAGCUUUGAGAGAAAAGGAUUAAUAGACUACAAUUUCCAUUGUUUUCGAAAAGCCAUACAAGAAGUAUUUGAAGUAAGAAUGAAAGUAGUAAGAUCUCGAAAACAUCAAAGUCAUGUGCAAAAAAAUAAGAGACCCACUCCUAAUGGGACACCAAGAAUGCCACUGUAACUGAGGUUUUCUGGCACUGUGGCGAGCUAAGAUUUCAUGAAGUUGAUGUGACUUCUGCAUCUCAUUGCACUGAGUGAAGAGGAAAACCAAUGGGACUGAUGUAUUACAUGAAUUUUCCCUGAACGUUCAGAAAGCACUGUUUAAAUAUUUUUAUCCAAUCAGUUUUUUUAAUAUAGUGAGCACUUUGAGCAAAAUGUUGUAUAUAUAAGCAUUGAGGUGAACACUUGUAAGAAGUUUCUUAAUAUAUACUGUAAACCUUUUUCAUGCCAUAUUAAGAAAAAACAGCUGUGACAGAAAUAUGGGUACAUAAUUUGCACUUUUUCAUGUUUUCCUUGUGGAGUUGGACUUUGAUAAACUUAGUUUUUAUGGUGAUUUUGAUGCAUGGCGUCAGGUAAAAUGUAUGCUGUAUUUUAUUUACCUGCUACAAUCAAAUUGGCUAGUAAACAAUUAAGAAAACUUGGUACGAUGCCUUUUAAAAUUUGUUACAGCUAAUACCUAACAUUCAUAUCGAUCUAAUUUCAUAUAUUUUUCAAUUUGUAACCUGAAAAGUAAUUUUGAAGUAUUACAGCAAUAAGUACCUUACCAGCAAUCAUAACUGGUAGGUAAACAUUCAUAACUGGUAGGUAAAUAUUAGCUUUUAUAAAACAGGCUUUUGGCCAUAUUUCAUCUGGAGUUCUUCAUAACACUGGUAAUGCCCUCUGGGUCUACUUUUAUCAUUUACCUCAGCGUAUACCACUAAAAUACCUUUCUAUAAAGACAAUUGUUUUGUAAAAUGGCUCUAUGUUGCACUGGUAUUUUUACAAGGUUUUGGAGGAGGGUGGUUUGUCCAAAAGAUUGAAUUUAUGCUGCUAAAUUUGUUUUGAUGGCCUGCACAGUUGUGGUUGUUGCGGUUAAGAAUCUGUGCAUUUCUACCCUGCCAUUCAGAUGUACUGAUGGAAGUCCUAAAGAUGCAAGCACUAACUUCUGAUUCCUUCUACUUGUGGGUACAUCUGCAAUUGAAAUGAGUACUGGAGAAAUCAAACCUGUUACAGUAAUCAGACUAUCUUGCUACUUUUAAUAUAUAGAAAUGAGCAGAUUUGUCAAAGGAUCCACCAGGACAUCCGAGUACUAUCAGACUUUCUGAAGUCUGAUAAGUAAAACUUUCUGAAUUCUGUGUUUACUGGUUUUGUUUAGUUAAUGAUACAAAAGUGUCAUUCCUAGCUGGAAGAACAACUCCUUUUUUCUUGCUCCCCAAUCCCACUGCAAACCAGUUGUGUGCACAUUCUGAAGGUGUUGUCAGCAGCUGCUGGGAGUGGGAAGAGCUUGAUUUGGAACGCAGUUUGCAGUAUACCAGAACUGGGCAAGGGGAGCUGCACUUUACUCAGUCAUAAACUUGUCUAUCCCUACCUGAGAUAGCUCUGGGAUAGAUGGGAGGGGAGAUGGAAUUUGAAAGUUUUCUUUUGGUUAAGGCAAGGAAUAGUACUGAGCGUCUAUUACUGAGUUAAGAGCUCCCAGUGUUUUCUGGCUUUUGUUUCACAGGUUAAACUCCUUAUUUUUCAACAAGUCUAAAUUCAGUGGUGGUUUGAAUGUAAAUGCAAAGUUUCUGUAUGCUGUACACAUCUUGAGGCUCUAAUAUUGCACUGAAUACAUAAGCUGGGAGAGCCACUUGGCACUGAAUGCAAAGGUUCUCCUCAAAAGCAUCUGCCAAAAGAGAAAUUAGUAGUUUCCAAGUCCCUUACUGCUGCUUAACACGCAUGACUUAUUUAUCUUUCUGGAACAAAUUGGCCAUUUCGGCAUGAAUGUACUGAAUACAUGGGGAGUUCUUAGAAAUAGGUGUAGGCUACUGGAUGGAUCUAGGCUCCAAGUCUCACUAGAUCAGGAAUGUAAUUCUAGGAAGGUGAAAAAUGUUGAGAAUAAGUGUUGAUCCUGGCAGCAGUGUGAAGGAUAACCACAGUAGCUGUAACGAAAGCAGAGCGCUUCAGAAAGUGAAAGAGUUCAGUUUUGGUUCAGUUACCACCUGUUGUGUUAAGUGAGGGUGGCUUUUCAGACCAAGCCUUCAGUUAAGGCAAAGCUCUCUUCAGAGUUCACCACAGAAACGGUGGGUAAGAGCUGCCCUUCCAUAGCCUUCCAAACUGGACUUUUAUUGAAGAGCAGCCAUAAUUUUUGACCAUUUAGUUGAGAUCCACCAUUGUGACUCAGCCUCAGUCUUUUUUCGCUUCAUUCUUGUCAGGUAUAUGUGAUUUUGUGAGAUGAACAACACAUGCCAGCAUGUAUUCAUUGCUGGACAAGGCAUUAAGAAAAGCAUCUGAUCACACUGGCUGUGGUAUGAGUACUAACUACUAAAGAAUGUUGUUCCUUUAUAUUUGGCUUAAGAUCUGUGCAGUCAUGCGUACCCUUUUUCUUAGAGAGACUAUCGAGUUAAUUAAGCUAUUCAUUUACCAUGAAGUUCCCUCCUGAAUUUGACAUCAACUGUAAUGCAUAAUGUAGUGAAGGUGACUUUGGCUAAUAAAAAUAAUCAAAUUGGAUAUUAUCAGAGAGAGCAUAAUUUUCAUCAGUUUUAUUACGCUUCAAAUAUAUUUAACAUUCAAGGUUAAAAUGCAUUCAUUAGACUCUUUAAAUUUGAUGUUUCUCAGUUUAGGCAAUGACUUGCAUGUAGCAUUUUUGGGUAAUUGCUUUCUAUUCAGUAUCCCAGGUUUUCACAUACUAGCUGAAGUGAUUAAGCACUGAGGCAUGCAUGGGCUUGUCUUAUUUGAAGAACAACUUUUUUCCAAUCUCUUGCAUUUUCUUUUUAAAUUUCGUUCAGACUCUAGUUUUUAUCUGAAAGGGAGGAAAUACCCCAUAUGCUACAAGAACUAAUUCUGACAAAGCAGUGUAGAGAGAUAUAGAAAAUACAACACCAAAGAACACUUAGAAUUGAUGCAAUAAGUCCUGAGUAGUACGAUACCUCCAAAAUAGGUAGUCUGUUUGCCAUUUUUAUGUAUCAUCACAGUUGUCUGAACAUGGGAGGGGCUGUUGCAGAUCUAGCAAUCUUGAAAACAGUUUUAGAAUAAACCCAAACCAAUUCAGUAUCCCACUGAACUUUUGAAGUUAGGAGCUGAAUGUCUUUAAAAUAUUAAUUCCGAAAACUUACAGUUGAGGUCUGCACAGAAGAGUCAAAAUGCAUCCCUGAACACACACUGGAAACUGGUUAUUUAAAAUUACACAACCACAGAAUGGCUUGGGUUGGAAGAGACCUCAAAGAUCAUCUGGUUCCACUCCCCUACCGUAGGUAGAGUUGCCAACUGCUAGAUUAAGCACUAAAUCAUGUUUCCCCUGAGCCCCAUUCAACCUGGACUCGAACACCUCCAGGAAUGGGGCAUCCACAUUCUCUGGGCAACCUGUGCCAGCACCUCACCUCUCUGUGGAAAAACUUUCCCCCGCCAUCUAAUCAAAAUCUCCUCUCCUUUAGUUUAAGACCAUUCCCCCUUGUCCUACCACCCAUGUAAAAAGUUGAUUCCACCUGUAUUUAUGAUCGCCCCUUAAAUACUGGAAGGCCACAAUGAAGUCUCCCUGGAGCCCCGUCCAGACUGAAUAAGCUGAGCUCCCUCAGCCUGACUGUGUAGAAGAGGUGUUCCAGUCCUCUGAUUAUCAUCAUGGCCCUUAAAAUUAUGCGAUAUUGGAGUGUCUU